GGGCUGGGCUACAAUCAUACGCCGAUCGCCUGGUACCGGAGUCUGCCGCUGAUAGUACUGGAAUUACUAAUCCAAUUUUUAACUUGAUUUCGUCUCAAAUACACACGCACGCGGGAGGAGAGAAAGGUACACCCCACCAGUUUACACUCAAGAGAUCUGCUGGAAUUCAGGGAGAUCUGACACGACUAUUCCCACAGUGGGAAUACUGCGGAUCUCUGAUUAUUAGUACUGAUGGAGGAGUGCACUGCACAUUGGAAACACAUGAAGAAGCAGUUUUAAAGGACUUUAACUUUUCAUAGGGGCUGCUUUAGCACUUUUACAUUGUGUGUUUACGAUUCUGAGAUCCUACAAGUUCUGUACAUUACGUAUUUUAAACCUUUUGACCGGGAUACAGCUGCUAGCAGAAUAAUUCAGCCUGUAGUAAUCGCACGAGUUUUGUGUUCGGCGACUGCAGUCUUGCGGAAAACCUGGGACUAAGAAUCAGCGGGAAGCAUAUGUAUCUAAUGGACUUAAUGGAUUUAUUAAAAAAAGUAACACAAGGGGUAUAAUUUAAAUAUGGAACCUGCAAAAGGACUGUAAGCGUGCAUCAAGUGGAACUGCAGGUAUGCGAUUAGAAAAUCGGAGGUUUCUCAGUGUCAGGAUGGAAUUUUUACAGAUUGCCCUUCUCGUUUUGGAGAUAAUUGCAUUCACAGACUGCGCCAGGGGUCCGCCGAGAAUUGCAGACAAGGUAAUCCAUCGCCAGACGGUAAGAAUUGGCCGAACCAUGAAGUUGCUGUGCCCAGUUGAAGGAGACCCCCCGCCACUCACCAUGUGGACCAAAGACGGGCGCACCAUCCACAGCGGCUGGACGAGGUUCCGUGUGCUGCGGCAGGGGCUCAAGAUCAAGGAGGUGGAGGUGGAAGAUGCCGGGACCUACAUCUGUAAGGCUACCAACGGCUUCGGCAGCAUCAACAUCAACUAUACGCUCAUCGUGAUUGAUGACUCAAGCUCAGGAAAGGAUGGUCCCGGGAUCCCAGAAGGGGGUGACGCAGAGUAUACAAAUGAGGACAUGUCAGGGAAACAAUGGGUGCGCCCGAGGUUCACUCAGCCUGCAAAGAUGCGGCGGAGGGUGAUUGCACGGCCCGUGGGGAGCUCGAUCCGACUGAAGUGUGCGGCAAGCGGGAACCCGCGGCCUGAAAUUGCCUGGCUGAAGGACAGCAAGCCGCUGACAGCCCAGGAGGUCGGGGAGAGCCGCAAGAAGAAGUGGACACUGAGCCUCAAGAACCUGGAACCCGAGGACAGCGGCAAGUACACCUGCCGAGUCUUCAACCGCGCCGGGGAGAUCAACGCCACCUACAAGGUGGAAGUCAUUCAGCGCACAAGGUCCAAACCCAUCCUGACUGGCACCCACCCUGUGAACACGACUGUGGACUAUGGCGGGACCACCUCGUUCCAGUGCAAGGUCCGCAGCGACGUCAAGCCCGUCAUCCAGUGGCUGAAGCGCGUGGAGUAUGGCAACGAGAACAAGUACAACUCCACCAUCGACGUGGGCGAAUACAAGUUUGUGGUGCUGCCCACAGGGGAGGUGUGGUCUCGCCCUGACGGCUCUUAUUUGAACAAGUUGAUGAUAACCCGGGCCAAAGAGGAGGAUGCCGGGAUGUACAUCUGUCUGGGAGCCAACACUAUGGGCUACAGCUUCCGGAGCGCCUUCCUUACUGUCCUGCCAGACCCAAAGCCGCACAUUCCACCUGUGGUGGCCUCCCCGUCCAGCAGCCUUCCCUGGCCUGUCAUCAUCGGGAUCCCUGCGGGGGCCGUUUUUAUCUUCGGGACGAUCCUGCUCUGGCUCUGCCAGACCAAGAAGAAGCCCUGCUCUUCCCCAUCCUCAGCAGCUGCAGUGGCAGCUCAGUCCAUCCACCGCCAGCCUCCCCCUAGAGAGCGUAUCUGCCUGCCGCAGGUGCCCGACAAAGACUGUGGGAGCUCCAUGAACUACGAGGAGUAUUUAGCUCAGCAGCAGCAUCUGCUAACCCAAGGGCCUACCCUAGCCCCGACCACGGCUCCUAAAAUGUACCCAAAGAUUUAUACGGACAUCCACACGCACACUCAUCAACAUGUGGACGGGAAGAUUCACCAACACCAGCACAUUCAUUAUCAGUGUUAGGCGAUGCUUCUCAAAAAAAAAAGGCCUUAACUGCAUCCCUCCACCCCC
Messenger RNA from Acipenser ruthenus (sterlet), 2185 nucleotides. Its product is annotated as fibroblast growth factor receptor-like 1. Gene Ontology annotation, molecular function: fibroblast growth factor binding; fibroblast growth factor receptor activity. The transcript is spliced from 7 exons. The record is from RefSeq and is a predicted model, not a curated record. Lineage: Eukaryota; Metazoa; Chordata; Actinopteri; Acipenseriformes; Acipenseridae. Bases 605 to 2137 code for a protein of 510 amino acids. Gene Ontology annotation, cellular component: plasma membrane.